UGGGCUGCAGAUGAGGAGGAGGCGGCGGCCGCGGUGGCAGAAAAGGCGGCGGCGGCGGGGGUAGGGAGCCUGGAAACGCAAGCGGGGAUGGUAGGUAGUUUGGACCCGCCGGGCCGCCGUCGUUUCCAGAAAGGGUUUGACUGGAGGAACCUCUGGAGCAGCUGUUGUCUGGCUCCUCUAACUGAUGGCAUGUUGAAGUACAUGGGCCAGUGGCAGCGAGGGCAUUUGAUCCAGAGGGGUCCACUCUAGAGGUCAGGGUACCACCACCAUGGGCCAGUGUGUCACCAAGUGCAAGAAUCCUUCAUCAACCUUGGGCAGCAAGAAUGGAGACCGGGACCCCAGCAACAAGUCACACAGCAGGCGGGGGGCUAGUCAUCGUGAGGAACAGGUGCCACCUUGUGGCAAACCAGCUGGGGAUAUUCUUGUCAAUGGGACCAAGAAAGCAGAGGCUGCCACCGAGGCCUGCCAGCUGCCAACUUCUUCUGGAGAUGCUGGGAGGGAGUCCAAGACCAAUGCUGAGGAGUCUUCUUUGCAGAGGUUGGAAGAACUAUUCAGGCGCUACAAGGAUGAGCGGGAAGAUGCAAUUUUGGAGGAAGGCAUGGAGCGCUUUUGCAAUGACCUAUGUGUUGAUCCUACAGAAUUUCGAGUGCUGCUCUUGGCCUGGAAAUUCCAGGCUGCUACCAUGUGCAAAUUCACCAGGAAGGAGUUUUUUGAUGGCUGUAAAGCAAUAAGUGCAGACAGCAUUGAUGGGAUCUGUGCACGGUUCCCUAGCCUCUUAACAGAAGCCAAACAAGAAGAUAAAUUCAAGGAUCUCUACCGGUUUACAUUUCAGUUUGGUCUGGACUCUGAAGAAGGGCAGCGGUCACUGCAUCGUGAAAUAGCCAUUGCCCUGUGGAAACUAGUAUUUACACAGAACAAUCCUCCAGUAUUGGACCAGUGGCUAAAUUUCCUAACAGAGAACCCUUCGGGAAUCAAGGGCAUCUCCCGGGACACUUGGAACAUGUUUCUUAACUUCACUCAGGUGAUUGGUCCCGACCUCAGCAACUACAGUGAAGAUGAGGCUUGGCCGAGUCUCUUUGAUACCUUUGUGGAGUGGGAAAUGGAGAGAAGGAAAAGAGAAGUGGAAGGGAGAGGUGCACUCAGCUCAGGGCAAGAGGGCUUGUGUCCAGAAGAGCAGACUUAGCUGCUCUGUUCCAGGAGCAGCACUGAGGAUCUGCCUGCUGCCCUGCAGCCAAAUGAGGAAUUGGACCUUUCUGGAAAUUACUGAAGAUCCGGAUAUUUUCUACUCUACACCUUUCUCUGCCUUGUAUUUGA
Mus pahari (shrew mouse) is the source of this 1314-nucleotide messenger RNA. It is a transcript of the gene Dcun1d3, whose product is annotated as defective in cullin neddylation 1 domain containing 3. Bases 269 to 1183 code for a protein of 304 amino acids. Gene Ontology annotation, cellular component: ubiquitin ligase complex. Gene Ontology annotation, molecular function: ubiquitin-like protein binding; ubiquitin conjugating enzyme binding; cullin family protein binding. The record is from RefSeq and is a predicted model, not a curated record. Gene Ontology annotation, biological process: positive regulation of ubiquitin-protein transferase activity; protein neddylation. The transcript is spliced from 3 exons. Lineage: Eukaryota; Metazoa; Chordata; Mammalia; Rodentia; Muridae.